Messenger RNA from Penaeus indicus, 4202 nucleotides. RefSeq names its product protein IWS1 homolog. NCBI's taxonomy places the organism in Eukaryota, Metazoa, Arthropoda, Malacostraca, Decapoda, Penaeidae. The coding region runs from base 222 to 2645 and encodes 807 amino acids. Gene Ontology annotation, biological process: poly(A)+ mRNA export from nucleus. The record is from RefSeq and is a predicted model, not a curated record. The transcript is spliced from 12 exons. Gene Ontology annotation, cellular component: nucleus.
GCGCAUUUUGUGUUUACAGUGAGGGAGGAAGAGGCGUCGGAGCGAGACCUUGCCGAGAGAGAAUAUAGAGGAUUUAGACUAAAUAAUUGUAAAAAAAAAACUAUAAAAGAAGAAAGAAGAAGAAGAGGAAGGAAUAAAGGGGAGAUAUAGACUAGAUAAUAGUCUAAAACCCUAUAAAAGAAGAAACAAGAAGAAGAGAAAGGAGUAUUUUUUUCCGCAGCAUGGAAUCAGAGGAUGAAGGAGGAAGUCCAGCUGCUGCAAGGCCUGACUCGGACAAUGAGUCGGUUAAAUCCGCUGCAUCACGGACGUCUAGGGCAUCUCGGGCAUCUAGGGCCUCGAGGGCAUCACGGGCCUCGUCAAGAGCCUCGCGCAGAUCAAGUGGCAGUAGCCGUGGAAACAACACUGACGAUGAAGCCGACCAGAGAUCUGGUGGUGGAAGUGACAGUGAAGUAGAGGAGAGGCGCUCUGUUAUGGACAGCGAUGAUGAGGAAGCGAGUCCAAGCAAGAACGGCCCCAAGUCUCCUGCAGGAAGUGAUGAUCAGAAACAGCAAAUUACAAAUGAAGUUUUUGGAGGCUCAGACUCCGAAGGAGAGGGUGGAAACAAGGGGGGUAGUCGUUCACGCAGUAGGUCGCGGUCCCGCAGCAAGUCUGGAAGCAGAGCUGCCAGCGGCUCCCGCAGUCGAUCCCGAUCUGGUUCUCGGAGCAAGUCAGGAAGCCGCGCUAGUAGUAGAUCCCGUUCCCGUAGUAAGUCCGGAAGCCGAGCGGGCAGUGGCUCUAGAAGCAGAUCUCGGUCACGGAGUAAAUCGGGGAGUCGGGCGGGCAGUAGGUCCCGCAGUAGGUCUCGCAGUAAAUCCAGGAGUGGCUCAAGAAGUAGGUCACGAUCUGGAAGUAGAGCUGGUAGUGGGUCUAGGUCUCGUUCUCGGAGUAAAUCGGGCAGUAGGUCUCGCAGUGGCUCCCCCGCCAAAAGGAAGUCGAAGAGCAGAUCCCGAUCGGGAAGCAGGUCACGUUCCAGAAGCAAGUCAGGGAGCGCGUCGAGGUCUAGGAGCAGAAGCAGGUCGCGGUCGAGGUCCAGAAGCAAGUCCGGCAGCAGGUCUCGAUCGCGCUCCAGAGGCAAGUCUGGAAGCAGAUCCCGAUCCAGGAGCAAGUCUGGAAGCUCGCGCUCACGAUCAAGAGGGAAAUCCGGAAGCAGGUCGAGAUCAAGAAGCAAGUCUGGAAGUAGGUCCAGGUCCAGGUCCAGGUCAGGGUCAAGAGCCAAGUCAGGCAGCAGAUCAAGGUCAAGGUCAAGGUCAAGAAGUAAAUCAGGGAGCAGGUCACGAUCAAGGAGCAGGGCAAGAAGUGGCAGCAGCCGUUCAAGAUCGAGAUCAAGAAGUGGGUCAGAUUCAGGGUCCCCCAAAAAGCGCAGGAGGGUGCUGUCCGACUCCGAUUCUGACUCGGGGUCUGAGAAAGGAAGGCGGAAGAAAGUUAAGCGCAAGAGGAAGGCGAGCGGGAGCGGGGGGGGCAGCGGGCCGGGGAGCGACUCCGACGAUGACGUUCCGAAGUCGAGCAAGAAGCCGAAGGGGAAGAAGAAGAAUGUCCUCAGCGGCAGCGACAGCGACUCGGGCCCGGACGAUAAAAACGUUGCAAAGAAGGCUAAAGUGAAUGAGAAUGAUGAGGCCGGCAGUAGAGCAGGAAGCCCAGCACCCAACAGAGAGCCAGAAGGCGAACAAAAUGCCGAGGCAUUGCCCCAGCUGUCAGACAGUGAAGAUGAAGCCAUUCGGAAUCAGCUGAGAAACCAGGAGGAAGAGUUCGUCAAUGAUUUCGAAGCCAUGUUGGCCAAGAAGAAGGAAGAGGCAGGAAGGCACAGGAGAAGAAAAAAUAAUGUAGAUAUUAUUAAUGACAAUGAGGAACAUAUAGCCAUUAUUGUUAGGAAGAUGCGAGAAGCUGCUGAUGAGGACCGUCAGCUGAAUGCCAAGCGACUGCCUGCAACCAAAAAAUCUGCAAUGCUGGAACUUGCCAUGAGUCAGAUCAAUAAACAGAACCUGAUUGAGGGCUUCUUAGAUGCCAAUGUGCUCUCAGCCCUGACAGACUGGUUGGCUCCCAUGCCAGACCGGUCACUUCCUGCUGUUAAGAUCAGGGACGCUGUCACGAAGUGGUUGCUGUCGUUACCACCUCUAUCCCAAGAUAUGUUGAAGACCUCAGGCAUUGGGAAAGCUAUUAUGUAUCUCUAUAAACACCCCAAAGAGUUGAAGACAAUCAGGAGUCGGUGCGGGAGACUCAUUUCCAUGUGGUCGCGCCCAAUAUUUAACGUGUCCGAUGACUUCAAAUCUCUGUCAAGAGAAGAGCGUCUAGAGAGAGAUCUUGAACAGCAGCAGUCACAAGGCAGCAGUAGCAGAAAAGACCAACAGGAUAUUCAGACAGAUGAGUCAGGACGACCACUGCGACCAGGUGACCCCGGGUGGUGCUACAGAGCGCGUGUCCCUCGCCCCUCAGCCAAAGAUUACGUCAACCGUCCAAAGUGGCAGACAGAAGUUGAUCUCAACAGAACAAGUAAGAAAGAGAUUACCAGGCUAGACAAGCAGAUGCGAGCUUUCCAGGAGAGAAAAAGACUAUCGAAAGCUCGCCGAGCGGUUGCAAUCAGUAUUGAGGGGCGGAAUAUGGCUCUGUAAUCCUUACAAUAAUUUAGUGAAAUACGUGUAUGUAUGUGUAUAUACAAGAAGCCUUACUGUGCUGGAAUAAAGGAGUGUUAGUUUUAGGUUUUGGAAGUGUUAUAAACCGAAAAUGUGAAAAUCAGCAGGUUAUAAAAAAAAAGGAAAAGAAAAAAGAAAAUAUAAACAAUAUGAAUGCUUUUUUCUCAGCCUUAGUAUUUAUUAUUUUCUGUCAGUUUAUUUAGUUCUAAAUGAAGCUAUAUAGAAAGCUUCGUCAUUUAACUACCUAUAGGAAAAUAAGCUAAUCCUUAUAGUGUUCUGUGAAGGAUUGUUAUAGGCAAUUGAAGCAUACUCAUGCACAAACUUUAAAUUCCUUCAAAUAGAAAGACUUUGAAGAUAUACAAAGGAGCACUUUUUUUUCUUUUUCUUUCUUUCUUUCCUUACCAAAUCUUAAAGUUUUAUAUAUAAGUGUCUGCAUGUUCGUGAUAUGAAAGGUAAUACUUUAAUAGUCAUGUGUUUUUUGUUGACAUGCAUCUGUAUAUGCGCAUGUAAUGCAUGAGAGAGGGAGAGUAAGUGGGCGAGUCAGUGUGUGAGUGAGUGUAUACGUGCAGGGGUGACUGCAAGUUGAAUGUGUGUAUGUUUGAACAUGAACGAGUGAGUGAGCAAGCAAGCAAGAAGGCAGAAAUGUGUGAAUGUGUAUAUGAGUGUGUACAUUCGCGCAUAUGUGUUUUGAGUUUUGGCUUAUGAGUGUCUUUCUUGAUUAAAAUUGGUUUCUUAGAAAAGUGAAAUAUGAAAGAAAAAAAAGGUGUCUUGAUCAGUCAUUGAUUACAGCAGUUGUAUGUAUAUUUCCAUUCUAGUAAAAUAUUUACAUUGAAUUCUAGCUUAUCUGAUAUAUAUAGACACCCUUAGAUAAUAAUGGAAAGUUAGUAAGAGAAAAUGAAACUUGUAUUUGUAAUCCUUUGAGCAGUAAUAUUCAUAUCUGGAAAGUACGCUCCCCUAUACCGUCAACAUAACUUAUGUGCACAUAAUAUCUGUAUUGUCUUGUAAAUAUAGUAUUUAUGUAUUUUUCAUGUUCAUAUUUUCUCAUAUAUCAUCUGUUUUCUGAGAGCCAAAAGGGGUUACAUUAGCGUGAAAGGCCUCAAGUUGCUUUCGUAUCAGAAAAAAAAAUAUUUUCUUUCAUUUGCAUGGUCUCAGAUAUUUUUUUUCAAUUUUAUUUUUUUAUUGUUUAAAUUUCUUUUUUCUAUUUAUUUUUAUUUUAUGAUCAAAAUUUUAGAAUGUAGAGAAGGACUGGCAGAAACCAAGGACUCAUAAUGGUUGUACUUACCGUGAAAGAAUAUCAAGUGUGUGUAUAUAUAUAGACAUGAAGGGUGAAUGAACUCAGUACAGCCAAAAUAAAAGGAAUACACAGUACUGCAGCUGGUUGUAUCAAGGGAAUUAUGUGCUUUAUUUUUGUACAUGACUCAUUAGUGCUCACCUUUCAGUCUUUACAUUUAGGGAUGCAGGCAAAUGGCCUAUAUAUGAGAAUCACUCCUUGUCUUGUUCUGUAUUUUGAAAUAAAAAGUAUUUCUAUUGACUGUA